Messenger RNA from Ceraceosorus bombacis, 463 nucleotides. NCBI's taxonomy places the organism in Eukaryota, Fungi, Basidiomycota, Exobasidiomycetes, Ceraceosorales, Ceraceosoraceae. The record is from the annotation of a GenBank genome assembly.
AUGACAAAGAAAAUUGACGAAGCGCAGCGCAUCAACGAUUGGAUCGCGACGUCAAAAGGUGAGCAACAAAAGGUCGCGUGUAUGCGAGAAUCCCAUCGCGAUUCCACACUAACGUUGGCCCCAUCGCUGCGUACGUCCUUACAGAGUACGAGAGUCUCCUACGAGCUGUCGAUAGGCUGCGCAACGUCAACGAAACCAUUCCGCCUGCUUUUAUCAAGUGCAUUGCCGGUCUGGAAAAGGCCAUCGUGGAUGCGGUCGCUAAAGAAAAGACGGCGACCAAGAAGAUGAAGGCGCCAAACGCCAAGGCCAUGAACGGCAUGAAGCAAAAGGUCAAGAAGGCGGUUGUGGAGCACUCGGAUGCUGUGCAAAAGUACAACGAGGUGCGUGAGGUUUUAAACUUGGAAAGCCGGUCGGAGCGCUCACGAGGAUUUCUUGUCGCCGUAGGAUCCCGAAGCUUUCCUGA